AUGGCGAUGAUUCUAAGCGCCUUCAUUCCGGAUAUGGCCACUCGAUUGGGCGAGUUGAUGAAGAGCGAGGUAACGAAGCUUUUGGGCAUUACAGGAGAUGCAAAGAAGCUUCAGAGAAGGCUCGAGAUGGUAACAGAGUUUCUUGAGGACGCUGAGAAGAAGAAGACGCAAAACGACGAAAUCAAGAACUGGUUGAAAGAGUUGAGAGAAACCAUCUAUGAAGCUGAUAACAUCAUUGACCAGUGUUGGAUUGAAGCAGAGAAGCACAAAACCAAGGAACAACAGAUUAGCUAUGAACUUAGGGAUAUUCUUUAUCUGCACAGGGACGUCCGCUUCUCCCUAUAG
Molecule: messenger RNA, 345 nt
Organism: Ananas comosus (pineapple)
Lineage: Eukaryota; Viridiplantae; Streptophyta; Magnoliopsida; Poales; Bromeliaceae
Product: putative disease resistance protein At1g50180
Exons: 2
Coding region: 1-345 (114 amino acids)
Source: RefSeq, a predicted model, not a curated record